AUGUUGUCAGACGAGACCAUAUCAAACAUUCGUUUACAUCGUAAUACUCGUCUUGAGCCAAAUGCACAACCAUUUAUUGUUUCUGCAAAUUCACAAUUUCAUUCAUCCACAUCAAAAUCACAACAACGUCGACCACCUGCUGAACGUACUCCAUCAUCACGUUCAUCAAAAUCAGCUGUUGAUGCUAAGAAUCGAGCUGUUAGUGAUAGUUGUAUGGCAGCAGCUAUUGGAGAUUUACAAUGGCUUAAACAAAGUAUAAGAGAUGGACCUAUUGGAAGUGGUGAAGCAACAAGUGUUGAACAAACUUAUGGAAAAGAUGGUCUUGCUCCUAUUCAUCUUGCUGCUUUACAUGGUCGACUUAAUUGUUUAUCGUAUCUUGUUGAAACAGUUCAUAUUGAUAUUGAUUUACCAAGUUCAACAGGUUGGCGUCCAAUUCAUUUAUGUAUAUCAAAAGAAACUGGUACACGUUCAUUUCAAUGUUUACAAUAUCUUGUUGAAAAAGGAGCACAAAUAAAUAUAAUUAAUGAUGAUCAAUUAACACCACUUCAUCAAGCUGCUUCCGAAGGUCAUGUACAAUGUUUAGAAUUUUUACUUGCACAUAAUGCUGAUGUAUAUGCUGAAGAUAGUCGUAAACAAUUACCUAUUGAUCUUGCAAAAUUAUGGGGUAAUAAAAAAUGUGCUAAAUUACUUGCAGCUGCUAUGUGGCAUCAAAAUAAACAUUUAUCAGCCAAAGAACGUCUUUUAUCACGUAAUGCAAAAAUGGCUGAUCUUUUACUUGAAAUCAAACGUGAACAUGCCAUUUUAUUUGAAGAAAAAAGUGAUGAAAAAUUUGAUCAAUGGUUAGUUGAUAUAGGUACAGGAUCUGCAAUACAAAAAACUGAACAAGACAUUCAACAAGAACAACAGCAAUCACAAAAUCAAACAACGCUUCCAGCUAUAUCUCGUGAAUAUAUGAUAAAUCAAUCUCGUACAGAUAAAUCUACUAUACCAAAACGUGACCGACCAUCAACAUUUGUAAAUAUACAAAGAUGGAAUACUUCCACUCAUGUCAAACCAAAUCCUUAUGUACCGGAUUUACCUGAUAAUUAUCCACGUGAUCCAUUUACUAAAAUGCCACCUAAACGUGAUGCUGUUGAAGUCUAUCGUUUACUUCAAAAAAUGACCGUAGAUGAUGUAAAAAAAUUUCUUAGUCGUAGAAAAGAACAAUUAAUUGAUACAAAAACAUCUGGACAACAAAAGCAACGACCUGUUGUCUAUGCUGCAUGUCAUGUUGAUGAUAUACAAACAUUACAUAAACCAAGAAAAGGUGAAGAAUCUUUUCGACCAUUACGUCAUUUUGAUGAAAGUGGUUUACAUUUUACAAAUGAUGCACGAACAAGUAUUUUCUUUCAACAAUUAUCGGAAGCAAUGGAAGGUGGUGAAAAUACUGCUCAAUCUCGACGACAAGCAGCAGAAGACAAAGCUAAAUGGGCUUUAUUUGAACAAUAUGGUCCAGAACUUAUUGAAUUUUUAACUGAUCGACGUGGUCGUUUUAAACGACAAUUUGAUAAAGUUUUUAUAACCUAG
This is a messenger RNA of Rotaria sp. Silwood1, 1566 nucleotides long. The record is from the annotation of a GenBank genome assembly. Lineage: Eukaryota; Metazoa; Rotifera; Eurotatoria; Philodinida; Philodinidae.